ACUACACACCAUCAUGGAGUCUCAGGUCAGACAAAACUUCCACCAAGACUGUGAGGCGGGCCUCAACUGCACGGUGAACCUGAAAUUCCACAGCUCCUACAUCUACCUUUCUAUGGCCUCCUAUUUUAACCGCGAUGAUGUAACCCUUUCUAAUUUUGCCAAGUUUUUCCGGGAACGUUUAGAAGAGGAGAAGGAGCAUGCGGAAAAGCUAAUCAAGUACCAGAACCAGAGAGGAGGCCGGGUGUUCCUCCAGAGUGUAGAGAAACCAGAGCUUGACGACUGGAAGAAUGGUUUAGAGGCACUGCAAACUGCUCUAAAGCUGGAGAAAUCUGUAAACCAGGCUCUGUUGGACCUCCAUGGUGUGGCUGCUGACAAGAGUGACCCUCACAUGACGGACUUCCUGGAGUCUUCUAAUUUGUCGGAGAGCGUAGAGAAGAUGAAACUUGGAGAUCACAUCACCAGCUUGAAGAAGCUUUGGUCUAGCCACCCUGGCAUGGCCGAGCACCUAUUCAACAAACACACGCUUGGCUGAAGCUUCUAGCGCAGUUACAAGGCUAUUGUGAA
This is a messenger RNA of Rana temporaria (common frog), 564 nucleotides long. Its product is annotated as ferritin, lower subunit-like. Gene Ontology annotation, molecular function: ferrous iron binding; ferric iron binding. NCBI's taxonomy places the organism in Eukaryota, Metazoa, Chordata, Amphibia, Anura, Ranidae. Gene Ontology annotation, cellular component: cytoplasm. Gene Ontology annotation, biological process: iron ion transport; intracellular iron ion homeostasis. The record is from RefSeq and is a predicted model, not a curated record.